AAACAGCAGAUAUGAUAGACAAAGAAGUAAAAUUAGUAUUAAUACUAGCACAAUUUCUGGGAAAAACACAAGCCAAAAAAUCCAGUAUCUCAUUAAGACACUCAAAUGCCCAAAAGGGCUUCUUUCUAUCUGCAGCAAAGGAAAAAAUAACCAAGAACAGUUCAUAG
Acaulospora morrowiae is the source of this 167-nucleotide messenger RNA. NCBI's taxonomy places the organism in Eukaryota, Fungi, Glomeromycota, Glomeromycetes, Diversisporales, Acaulosporaceae. The record is from the annotation of a GenBank genome assembly.